This is a messenger RNA of Callorhinchus milii (elephant shark), 510 nucleotides long. RefSeq names its product protein atonal homolog 7. The record is from RefSeq and is a predicted model, not a curated record. Gene Ontology annotation, biological process: regulation of DNA-templated transcription; neural retina development. NCBI's taxonomy places the organism in Eukaryota, Metazoa, Chordata, Chondrichthyes, Chimaeriformes, Callorhinchidae. The transcript has a single exon. Bases 1 to 462 code for a protein of 153 amino acids. Gene Ontology annotation, molecular function: protein dimerization activity.
AUGAAAGCGAGUAAAUGUGACUCCGCUUCAGGAGCAGAGUUGGUUUCUGGAGUCGGAUCCGCUUCGGGCUCGGAGUCCCCGUGUGGGGGGGAGAGGGUGGAGAGCGGUGCCCGCAGGAGGUUGGCAGCCAAUGCCCGGGAGAGGCGGCGAAUGCAGGGACUCAACACCGCCUUCGACCGUCUGCGCAAAGUGGUACCUCAGUGGGGACAGGACAAGAAACUCUCCAAAUACGAGACCUUGCAAAUGGCCCUGAGCUACAUCAUGGCCUUGACCCGCAUCCUGGCCGAGGCCGAGCGCUACAGCACCGACAGGCGCUGGAUCCACAUCCAAUAUGAACAUGUGCAGGAAGCAGAGAACUUCCAGACUUACCUCGGACAGACCGCCCCAGAGAGGAAAGACUCUUACACUGGAAGCAUCUUCCCGUUCAACCGCGACAACAGCUUCCAAAUCGUCAAUGGAUGAGAGCGCCAGGAAAGGGAGAGAGUGAGAGUGAGAGACAGAGAGUGAGAG